AAAACCCGAUCGAACCUGUGAUAAGUCGAGCGUAGAACGAACGCGAAAAAAUCAGUUUUGAGUUUUCAGUUUUCAAUUUCGGCCAGAUUAUAUAGAAAUGGAGGAGUAUUCGCGCGAACCCUGUCCUUUUCGCAUCGUCGACGAUUGUGGCGGCGCCUUCACCAUGGGCUGCUUCGGAGGCGGUCUCUUCCAAGGACUCAAGGGAUUCAGGAAUGCGCCGCAGGGCUUUGGACGCCGAUUUGCCGGCGGAUUGGCAGCCGUGAAGGCCAGAUCGCCGACGAUCGGCGGCAGUUUCGCCUCGUGGGGCUGUGUGUUCAGCAUUGUGGACUGCACACUGGUGCAUCUGCGCAAGAAGGAGGACCCCUGGAACUCGAUCAUGAGUGGGGCUAUAGCAGGGGGCAUCCUGUCAUCGCGGAACGGGGUGGCCGCCAUGGCCGGCAGUGCGAUCAUGGGCGGCGUCCUGCUCUCGAUGAUCGAGGGCGUGGGCAUCCUGUUCACCCGCAUCUCCGCGGAGCAGUUCCGCAAUCCCUCACCACAGCCCGAACCGGGAUCACCCGAGGCAUCUGCAUAUGCAUCGGCAACGGCAUCUGCAUCUGCAUCUUCAUCUGGAUCUGGCUCUGGAUCCGGUGAUGUUAAUCCUCCACCGGGAUUCGGAUUCCCAGGUCCCCAACAGGCCACUAGUUAAAUCUACGAUUCACUUCUGUCGGCCGUUUGAUUUCUCAUCGUCAUCUGCGUUUCUAUUUAUUGAAUGGUUAUUUUGUGCACACCUACAUCAUGUAUCCAAAUUGCAAGCUUAUUUUAUUUGAUAAUCGCCUGAGGCACUAGAUAGAUCGCCUUCAAAGUAAAAUCAUCAGUUUUUAAAUUUAUCUGCACGAACACUUAAUUAUUUG
Messenger RNA from Drosophila rhopaloa, 890 nucleotides. RefSeq names its product mitochondrial import inner membrane translocase subunit Tim17-B. Gene Ontology annotation, cellular component: mitochondrial inner membrane; TIM23 mitochondrial import inner membrane translocase complex. The transcript has a single exon. Gene Ontology annotation, molecular function: transmembrane protein transporter activity. Gene Ontology annotation, biological process: protein import into mitochondrial matrix. Lineage: Eukaryota; Metazoa; Arthropoda; Insecta; Diptera; Drosophilidae. Bases 98 to 685 code for a protein of 195 amino acids. The record is from RefSeq and is a predicted model, not a curated record.